AUAUAAUAUGUUUACACAUCUCAUGCUAAUGUAAACAAAUAUUAUAUUCCUAGAUUUAUAUUUAAAAGAUGUUUAUCAGAUAGUGUUUUUCUGCUGAUGAGACUAACAUCUUGAAAUAAAUAUUUAUCUAAAUGUCCAUAGUCGAGUAUUAACGAGAGUGGGAUAUCGUUAAUGCAUGUGAGACUAGUGUGUGUUGGAUGUUUGACUUAGUCUCAUGGUCAAUGACGUUCAGUACUCUAUGUAAGCUUAGAUUUGAUGCAAUCCAUCUCAACCGAGAAUGGAUUUCUGGCUGAAGGCUCGGAGCUUAGCCGAGGAAGCGGCAAAGCGAUCCCAGGAGUUGACCAUGGAGGCGGCUAAGCGGUCGCAUGAGCUGACAAUUGAGGGCUCAGCCAAGUUUUCCGACGUGGUUUUGGAGGCGUCUAAGCGAUCCAAAGAGAUCGCCGCCGAGGCUUCCAAGCGUUCUAAGGAGAUUGUAGCCGAGGCGUCCAAGCGCGCGGACCAGAUAAAAGUCGACGCACUCAAGCGCGCCGAGCAGAUCAAGGCUCAAAUUCCUGCCGCCGCGAUCUCUCACCUUGUUCACCCGUCUUCUACUACAAGCACAAAAACGAUGGAGACGUCUGCGACUUCGGCUGAUCUGGAAAGAUUCGGCGUUACAGAUGAUUUGAGAGAGUUCAUUAAGGGGAUUACUAUGAAUACAUUCCAAGAUUUUCCUCUGCAAGAUAUUUCAGAAAUGUCCGCCAUUCCCACAGUCUCAAAUGUUUGCCAAGAUCUGAAUAAGUUCCAGGAGAAACAUGCAAAGCUCGUUCUCUCAUCAGUGAAGGAAAUCUCAAAACUAAGGUAUGCAUUAUGCCCUCGGGUGAUGAGAGAGAGGACAUUUUGGAAAAUCUACUUCAUUUUAGUUAAAAGCCACGUAGACCCCUUCGAAAAGAGAUAUAUAAUGGAAGAAGCAGAACUAAAAUCUGCUGCAAAGACUGAAGUGCAAAAAGAUUAUUCUUCAUCUGGUACCACUUCUAAAACCACUGUUGAGGGAAAUGUGCAGACCAGUAAAAAGACAACAUCAACUACUGAGCAAGAUUUGGAUAUUUUCCUUCUAGGAGAGGACAGUGAUGAUGGACCAGAUGAUGGUGUUGGUGGUUUUGACGAUGAUUUUGACAAGAUAUAGAUCGGUAAGGCAACUUUCCACAUAAUCCAUCUCAUGCAGCAACGUUCUUCACAUGAGUUUCAAAAGUAAUACCAUCCAAUAUACUUCUCUUAGUGACCGUCUCGCUAGGUUUGAGUGGUCCAACCGGGUUUGAGGGGACUCUUGGGGAUGGGGCUUGUCCUUUUUUUUCAAAUGUAAUACCAUAGUUUGUGUUUCACUAAAUGAGUAGAAAGUAAACGUUCUUCGCGUACUAGCACUAUUAGUGUUCGAAAUGGCAUAUUGCGUAAGACUUCAGGUGUAUUGAGUCGUAAGCAUCAUUUUAAAGUGCCAAAAUGUGUAUAGAAUAUUACUCUCUCCGUCUCAAAUUAAGUUGUUUGUUUAUUAUUUACGGGAUAAAAUUUCAUUAUUUAC
Cuscuta campestris is the source of this 1552-nucleotide messenger RNA. Lineage: Eukaryota; Viridiplantae; Streptophyta; Magnoliopsida; Solanales; Convolvulaceae. The record is from the annotation of a GenBank genome assembly.